Fopius arisanus is the source of this 2841-nucleotide messenger RNA. RefSeq names its product Down syndrome cell adhesion molecule-like protein Dscam2. The record is from RefSeq and is a predicted model, not a curated record. Bases 182 to 2332 code for a protein of 716 amino acids. Gene Ontology annotation, molecular function: cell-cell adhesion mediator activity. Lineage: Eukaryota; Metazoa; Arthropoda; Insecta; Hymenoptera; Braconidae. Gene Ontology annotation, cellular component: plasma membrane; axon. The transcript has 10 exons. Gene Ontology annotation, biological process: axon guidance; dendrite self-avoidance; homophilic cell-cell adhesion.
ACGAGCGAACGUCCGAUUAUUCGUUCCUCACGCUUAAACCUCAAUUUCGAAUUAUUCUCAAAGUCGUUUGAAUUAAUCAAAGUAAUCGUGUAAAUUUACUUCGCGAGUGAGUAUUCAAUAAGUGGCAACCCCGUUCUGGGCUUCGGUCUGAAGGUGUGCUUGCUGCCCAGCCAAGGAUACCAUGAUGUACACAAUGUUAUGUCAUCCACCAGGCCCGUCUAAGGUUCCCCUCGCUAUACUGGCAUUGAUCGCUGUUAUGACUAAUGUUGUAAGAGCUGAAGAUGAGUCGAUGGGACCGGUAUUUGUCAAGGAACCCCCAAAUCGUGUGGACUUUUCUAAUGGAACUGGUGCUGAGGUCGAAUGUCAGGCUCGAGGUAAUCCACAACCGGAUAUCAUAUGGGUUCGUGCUGAUGGUACUGCUGUUGGAGAUGUUCCUGGACUAAGACAGGUUUUGCCAAAUGGAAAUUUGGUAUUCCCACCAUUCCGAGCUGAAGAUUAUCGCCAAGAAGUUCAUGCUCAGGUUUACAGCUGUUUAGCAACAUCUCCAGCUGGAUCCGUACAUAGCCGAGAUGUCAACGUCAGAGCUGUCGUUCAACAGAUUUAUGAAUCACGCGUCAUCGAUGAGUUUGUACUGAGCGGAAAUACAGCGACUCUCAAGUGUCUUAUUCCUAGUUUUGUUGCUGAUUUUGUCGAUGCUAUUGAAUGGAUCGCGGAUGAUGGAACAAGUUAUACUAUCGAUGAUCUAGAGGAAAAGGAUGGGAAAUACUUAGUACUGCCUUCCGGUGAAUUGCACAUUAGAGAUGUUGGACCCGAGGAUGGAUACAAGACUUAUCAAUGCAGAACUAAACAUAGGCUUACUGGAGAAACUAGAUUGUCAGCUACCAAGGGACGACUUGUCAUCACCGAGCCCGUCGCCAGUGCAAGACCGAAAUUUCCGAUGACAGACACCUCUCGAACUUACACAAUCCGUCAUAGUAGGACCCAGACCCUCUUUUGUCCAGCGCAGGCGUAUCCCAUUCCAGCUUUCAGAUGGUACAAAUUCCUCAAUGGGACAACACGUAGACAGCCAGUACAGCUGAAUGAUCGCAUACGUCAAGUCAGCGGAACCUUGAUAAUUCGUGAGGCCCGAGUUGAAGAUUCUGGAAAGUAUCUCUGCAUUGUUAACAAUUCAGUUGGCGGUGAGAGUGUCGAGACGGUAUUGACUGUAACAGCACCACUUGGAGCUGAAAUUGAACCUCGUACCCAAACUGUUGACUUCGGAAGACCUGCAACAUUUACUUGUAAUGUACGAGGCAAUCCCAUUAAAACUGUUUCAUGGAUGAAAGAUGGAAAGCCCCUUGGACAUGAGGAGUUGGUACUACGAAUUGAUAGUGUUAAGAAGGAGGACAAGGGAAUGUAUCAAUGCUUUGUAAGAAAUGAUCAGGAGAGUGCGCAAGCUACAGCUGAGUUAAAAUUGGGAGGACGGUUUGAACCACCGCAGAUUAAGCAAGCGUUUACUGAGGAAACAUUACAGCCAGGGCCCAGCAUGUUCUUGAAGUGUGUUGCGAGUGGUAAUCCCACCCCUGAAAUUACAUGGGAGCUUGAUGGAAAACGACUGUCAAAUACUGAGAGGCUACAAGUUGGACAAUACGUUAAGGUCAACGGAGAUGUUGUUUCACAUUUGAACAUAUCCAGCAUUCACACAAAUGAUGGAGGACUUUACAAAUGUAUUGCCGGAUCUAAGGUUGGUGCAGCUGAACAUUCUGCUCGUCUCAACGUGUAUGGUCUUCCAUUCAUCCGUCACAUGGACAAAAAAGCGAUCGUAGCUGGUGAAACUCUUCGCGUAACUUGCCCAGUAGCUGGUUAUCCCAUUGAGAGCACUGUAUGGGAGCGUGACAACCGUGUGCUACCAAUCAACCGAAAGCAGAAAGUUUUUCCCAAUGGCACACUCAUCAUCGAGAAUGUUGAAAGGCAGAGUGAUCAAGCGACCUACACAUGUGUUGCAAGGAAUGCCCAAGGAUAUUCAGCACGUGGUACACUUGAAGUUCAAGUCAUGGUUGCACCACAUCUCCAGCCUUUUUCUUUCGAUGAGACCAAUUCCGGCGACCUCGUUAUCGUUCAGUGUGCAGUAAUGAAGGGAGAUACUCCAAUUUCAUUGAAAUGGUUAUUUGACGGACGUCAUUUAGAGGUCAAUGAUGAUGUUAAGAUUACGUCAAUUGGUGAUCGAGUGUCGGCGUUGACGAUACCAUCUGUUAGUGGAGAACAUGCUGGAGAGUAUGCGUGUAUUGCCGAUAAUCCAGCCGGUCGGGCAAGACAUAGUGCACAUCUCAAAGUUAAUGGUACUUUGUGCUAAGUUUUCAAUCCCUCUUGAAACAAAUUGACUCUUAAUCUUCGGUAUUGUUACAGUGCUUUAUUGUAGAUAGAUUAUAAUCAUGAAGACUGGCACGGUUGAGUAGUGAAUUUAUAAAAGCAAAUCAGAAUGUAUGAGAAGCGAGGGACUCUUAACUUCUGAAAGAGUCAUCUGCCAACUGAUCUCAAUUUUAUUCUUUUGAGUCAUCCAGUUGCUUUAGAGAGCUACCAACAAUUUUUUUGCAGUCAAUGAAAUCAAUGAAAAGAAAUCAAGAUAUAUAUAUGGGGUGUUCCAUGCCAAAUCGACCGCUUUUCAACCGGAUUUCCCAAUUUUUUCAAAUUUGUUUACCCAACCCAAAAAAAGUUACGAAUUAAAAAAAAUAGUCAUUACUCCUGCCAAACUACUCCAUCUACAAUUAUAAUGACUAAGAUUACUGUUUUUUACACUUAAAAUUGAAAGAAUUAAAAAAUAAUGCAGCAAAUUAUUUAUUAAUUUUGUCUCUGACGUUUAAA